This is a messenger RNA of Paramecium sonneborni, 653 nucleotides long. Lineage: Eukaryota; Ciliophora; Oligohymenophorea; Peniculida; Parameciidae. The record is from the annotation of a GenBank genome assembly.
AUGUUUUAUUCUGUUUUAUUUUUCAUAGCUCUCACAACACUAGUUUUUAUAGCUUUUAUACUUCUUAACAAAUCACAAUUACAAUUUGAAGAAAAAUUAACUUCUAAAACUAUAAUUAUUUGUCUUUUUGCACUUGUUGUUUUGAUGAAUCAAAUUUAAUUAAUGAGUCAAUUCAAAUCCCCAAAUAAGUUUAUGAAUAUUUUUAGUUCGUUAGAUUUGAUUGAAUUACCAUAGAAUACAAAUAUUUAAGAGCUCAAAAUACCAUUUAAUAAAACAAAAGGGAUUUAUUUAAUAAAUAAUACUUAUUCAUAUAGUUUAUAGCAAUAAUUUGAGAAUACUCAAAAACCUUAUUUGCAUAUAAAUUUUGAUCACUAUUCAGCUUUAAAUAUCGAUUCCAUUUAUUUAAAUAAGAAAAUGAGUCAAUUAUAUAAUGAAUUAGUUUAAUAAAAAUCACAGCCCUUAAUCUUAAUUAUAAAAAUUGAAUCAGUUAAUCCUGAAUUCUUUGAAUAUUUAGAGUAAAUAUUUGAGUAAAGUGAAUGCACCCUGAUAUUAUAUGGAUCUUAAAUUAAACAAAUUAGACAUAUUUGUAAUUAUAUUGACCCUUAUUAGAAGUGCCAUCUUUUUAUAGAUUCUCUUAGUAAUUAAUAUUAUGA